GACAUGAGUAAAAGGCUCGGUGUCUUAGUUAAUACAAGAUGGCGACUAUUUUGCAAGGAUUGUUUAGAAGUCGCUUUCAAGUACUUUCAAGUCGGCAAUUUUGGUUUGGUGAAGUUCAGAGUUUUCAUCCUAUUUCUUGGUGUGUUUUUCAAGCACUUUUUGGGAAUGACAGAGCAAGAAUACUACAAAGUAAUAACAUACUUCCUGGUAGAAGAUCAGCAGGGUCAUAUUUGGACAUAAAGAAGCAUCACAGGGCAUAUGGCUCUCAAAUAUUAAAAUUCAAUCAUCUUCCUGUGAUACAUAUCAAAGCAACAUUUAACAAUACAGUCAUUACAAUAUUGGACAAAAAUGAAAAAACGUUGGGAUGGGUUUCAGCGGGAACAGAGGGAUUCAAGAAUGCAAGGGGAGGAAGUUCUACAGCAGCACGACAGGCUGGAAUAGCAGCUGCUCAGAAAGCAAUUUCAUUAGGAGUAGACAAAGCACGAAUAAAAAUCCGUGGUAUUGGAACUGGACGACAGGGUGCAGUAAAUGGCAUUGUAUUUGCUGGAGUGGACGUGGUCUCAGUUACAGAUGUUACCCCUGUUCCUCAUAAUGGCUGUAGACCCAGAAAAGCUAGAAGAGUGUAAAGUGACAAAGUAUUAAAAAAAGUUCUCAAUUUGA
Molecule: messenger RNA, 660 nt
Organism: Pocillopora verrucosa
Lineage: Eukaryota; Metazoa; Cnidaria; Anthozoa; Scleractinia; Pocilloporidae
Biological process (GO): mitochondrial translation
Cellular component (GO): mitochondrial small ribosomal subunit; ribosome
Molecular function (GO): structural constituent of ribosome
Source: RefSeq, a predicted model, not a curated record